UGUGGGCAGACACACAGGAGAGGGUACAGUAGGUUGUAAAAAGAAAUUCAAAAUUACAGAUCCUGUUUAACGUGCAGCAGUUAGCUCUCUUUUAAACUUAAAAAAAGACAAACCAACAAAACAGUAAACACUUGUUGAGCUUUCUUUGCAUAUUCGCCAAUGUCUGAAGAAGUUACUUAUGCACAUCUAAAAUUCCCAGAAUCCAGGAAGACAGAAAAUAUCCAGGAGGUUGACAGAUUUGGGACACAAGCACCUCCUGCUGCUUCCCGAAUAUGGCGUCAAACAGCCUUGACCCUGACUCUUUUAUGUCUUUUGCUGCUCAUUGGACUAGGAAUCCUGGGAAGCAUAUUUUAUACCACUUUGAAGAUAGAUAAAGGAAGAUUGAAUAAACUGCAAAAUGUCAAAGAAGAACUUCAGAGCAACAUUUCCUUCCAGCUGAUGACUAACUUAAAUAGGUCUGAAAAUAUAAGAAAUCUCUCCAUCACUUUGCAAAAUUUGGCUACCAAAUUAUGUCGUGAGCUGAAUAGAAAAGAACCAGGGCACAAAUGUAGCCCUUGCCCCAACAGUUGGAUAUGGUACAAGAAUAACUGUUAUUUCUUAACUACAACACUUCAAACAUGGCAAGACAGUGAAACGUCGUGUUCCUCUCAGAAUGCCAGUUUGCUGCAGAUUAAGGAGAAGAGUACAUUGGAAUUUGUAAAAUCCCAGAAAUUAUAUUACUACUGGCUGGGGUUAUCUCCAAGACAAGAUUACAGAAACUCAGAGGAAGUGGAUGAGCACAUUACCUCCUCUGCCGGGCUUAAAAGAAGCACGAAUGACAUAAAUAAGAUGUAUUGUGGGUAUAUAUAUGAAACAAAGAUUUUUUACAUUCCCUGCACUGACAAACAAAAAAUUGCUUGUGAGAAGAAGGCCAACACAGUGAAGACUGAAAAUAUACUAAUGAGUGAAGACCCUGAUGGAAGAAUAUAGCCAAUUGUUUUGCUUUGGGUUAUAUCUUGUAAUGGAAGAAACAGGCAACAUCACAUAAAAGGGAUAAAAAUUUUGUGAUUAUAUUUCUGCCUCUUUUCUAAUAUUUAUGUCUUCAAACUUUCUCUCAGUUGCUGAAUGCAAGAUGCCUAAGUCAAACUUUAUCAUUUCCAUACAGUGGAGAUACUGCUCAGCAUAAAGCCAGUAUUUCCUGGUGAAUACAGGAAUCUGAAGGCCCCAUCACUUUUGUAGUAAUAAACCAGGUAAAUUUCAAUCAUAAAAAUAAGAGAAAAUUAAAUAAAAUGUACAAAGAAAGAAUAAUAUGACUAACCUUGAUUUAUUCUAAUAAUGUAGAUUGACUAACAUUUUGAAAAAUGAGUAAAAAAGUCAUUUCAACAGAUAAAGUAAAAAGCAUUUGAAGGUAUUUGCUCUGGUUUAAAUCUGAAAUGUCUCCCCAAAUCCCAUGUAUUCAGAAAUGGGAAGGUGAUUGGAGGAUGAGGGCCUAUACUCAUUAGUGGAAGAUUCAUGUCUCAAUGUGCUGGUAGAAGGUGGGGCCUGGCCAAGAAAUGUGGGUCACUGGGGUACAGUCUGGAAGGAGGUGUUCUUGUCCUCUGCUCUUCCCUUCUCUCUCUGCUUCCUGACUGCCGUGUGAGCAGCUUUCUCCCCCCACACCAUUUCUGCCUUCUGAAAGCUGUGAACCAAAAUAAAACUCUU
Molecule: messenger RNA, 1680 nt
Organism: Heterocephalus glaber (naked mole-rat)
Lineage: Eukaryota; Metazoa; Chordata; Mammalia; Rodentia; Bathyergidae
Product: C-type lectin domain family 12 member A-like
Molecular function (GO): signaling receptor regulator activity
Source: RefSeq, a predicted model, not a curated record